UGUUCAAGUUUUGAAUCUAUUUUCCCUCUCAAGGAAGAGGGGCUUUUGAUUUGUCUCAGCAUUGAACGCCACCCAAGUGUUCGUUGAAAUGCCGCUGAAGAAAGAUGCCACAAUCACCCACCAACCUCGAAGGUCUUCAAGAUUCCUUCAAGAAAACAACGAUCAGCUUCCCCCAACAACUCCUCGAAGGUCUCCUAGGUUCCUCAGCCACAACCCCACAACACCCAUCGCUUCUAAGCUCAAAGAUUCUUCAAAGAAACCUUCCAAUCAGAGAAAGCCAAUUGAAUCUUGCUCCCGAAACACCAGAGGUUGUACCACUCUGUUGAGAAGAUCUCCCAGAUUCGUCGAAGGGGAAGUCUCUACUGCGACGUACCAAAACGACGGGAAAGAGAGCAGAAACGACAAACCCUCGGUGUCCGAGGCGAAGGUGGAGAAAAAACAUGUGGUUUGCGGUAUUGCGAGUGUGGAAGUUUCUGAUGUAAGGAAGAAUGAAGGUGGAGAGAAGGCAAAGAGGAAGAAGAGAAAGCGUGGCAAAGAGACAGCGGAAGGGUGGGCCAAGGAACAAGAAUUGGCACUGCAAAGAGCAUUCUUUUCUGUGAAACCAAGCCCCCAUUUUUGGAAGAACGUUUCUAAAAUGGUGCCAGGAAAGUCUCAACAAGAUUGCUUUGAUAGAAUUCAUGGUGACCACAUGACGCCGCCUCAAUUGCCUCCUCGAUCAAGGGCAAGGACAGUUAAAUCAUCGCCCAUUCAACAAUUCUCAAUCUCUGCCAGUGAACUGCUCAAACCCACUGAUAAGAAGGUUAGAAGACCAAAUAUUCUCAAACCAAAGAACUGCAUAACCCAGAAGUCUGUUGAGAAGCUGUUACAGCACCGUCUUCAAGUCGAUCAAGGCCGCAGAGGGGACAUAUUUUCCAUUCUUGAACCAAACAUUGAUUUUUCUUCCAAUGCUUCUCAGCCUAGUGCAGCACUUUCUACUCCAACGAAACAAAAGGAAAACCAAGUGUUGCUGCAAAGUUGCACUGAGACAUCAUCUUCAAGCCAUAAGAAGAAGCAGUCCCUUUCAAGAUUUAGCGGCUCCCACGUUACAAAUCUUGUUAGCCCCCCUGUGCUAAAGCAAGUGAAGAACAAGGGAAUGCAUGAGAAAUACAUCAAUCAACUACGUCGUAGGGAAGCAAGGAGAAUAGCAAAUUCUGCAAGAUUACAAAUCCCUGUACCUGGAAAAAUAAUUCACAAAGGGGAUGUAGUUAAAGCUGCAAAAGUUGCCUUGGCUUCUGAAGCUAGAGAUGCCAUCAACAAGUUUCAACAGUCCCAAGUCAAUUUCAUGGACAACACCUUUUGUUCUGAUGAGGAAAACAUUGACGACAAUGUAUAGUAGUAGCCAUUUGACAUCUAGUUUUAGACUUUGUAGCCUAGUAGUCAAUA
Messenger RNA from Arachis duranensis, 1422 nucleotides. RefSeq lists its product as uncharacterized. Lineage: Eukaryota; Viridiplantae; Streptophyta; Magnoliopsida; Fabales; Fabaceae. Bases 89 to 1372 code for a protein of 427 amino acids. The record is from RefSeq and is a predicted model, not a curated record. The transcript has 2 exons.